Messenger RNA from Neomonachus schauinslandi (Hawaiian monk seal), 1993 nucleotides. It is a transcript of the gene SLC1A4, whose product is annotated as solute carrier family 1 member 4. Lineage: Eukaryota; Metazoa; Chordata; Mammalia; Carnivora; Phocidae. Bases 1 to 1599 code for a protein of 532 amino acids. The transcript is spliced from 8 exons. Gene Ontology annotation, cellular component: plasma membrane. The record is from RefSeq and is a predicted model, not a curated record. Gene Ontology annotation, molecular function: L-alanine transmembrane transporter activity; L-serine transmembrane transporter activity; L-threonine transmembrane transporter activity. Gene Ontology annotation, biological process: L-glutamate transmembrane transport; L-serine transport.
AUGGAGAAGAGUAGCGAAACCAACGGCUACCUGGACGGCGCCCAGACGGGGCCUGCAGCAGGGCCUGGCGCGCCCGGGUCCGCGGUGGGACACGCGCGGCGCUGCGCGGGCUUCCUACGGCGGCACGCGCUGGUGCUGUUCACCGUGUCGGGAGUGGUGGCGGGCGCCGGCCUGGGCGCGGCGCUGCGCGGGCUUGGCCUCACCCGCACGCAGGUCGCCUACCUGUCCUUCCCCGGCGAGAUGCUGCUCCGCAUGCUGCGCAUGAUCAUCCUGCCGCUGGUAGUCUGCAGCCUGGUGUCGGGCGCCGCCUCCCUCGACGCCAGCUCUCUCGGGCGCCUGGGCGGCAUCGCCAUCGCCUACUUCGGCCUCACCACGCUUGGCGCCUCGGCGCUCGCUGUCGCUUUGGCCUUCAUCAUCAAGCCUGGGUCUGGCGCGCAGACCCUCCAGUCCAGUGACCUGGGGCUGGAGGAGUCGGGGUCCCCUCCGGUCCCCAAAGAGACAGUGGACUCUUUCCUCGACCUGGCCAGAAACCUGUUUCCCUCAAAUCUUGUGGUUGCCGCUUUCCGUACGUAUGCAACUGAUUAUAGAGAGGUGACCCACAACACGAGCUCUGGAAAUGUAACCCAUGAGAAGAUUCCCAUUGGCACCGAGAUCGAAGGGAUGAACAUUUUAGGAUUGGUCCUCUUUGCCCUAGUGUUAGGAGUGGCCCUAAGGAAACUCGGCUCUGAAGGAGAAGAGCUCAUCCGUUUCUUUAAUGCCUUCAAUGAGGCAACAAUGGUGCUGGUGUCGUGGAUUAUGUGGUAUGUACCCGUGGGCAUCAUGUUCCUGGUUGGAAGCAAGAUUUUGGAAAUGAAGGACAUCAUCGUGCUGGUGACCAGCCUUGGAAAAUAUAUCUUCACAUCUAUAUUGGGCCAUUUUAUUCAUGGAGGAAUUGUUCUGCCACUUAUUUAUUUUGUUUUCACACGAAAAAACCCAUUCAGCUUCCUCCUGGGCCUCGUCACGCCAUUUGCAACAGCGUUUGCCACCUGCUCUAGCUCAGCAACCCUUCCCUCCAUGAUGAAGUGCAUUGAGGAGAACAACGGUGUGGACAAGAGGGUCAGCAGGUUCAUCCUCCCCAUCGGGGCCACUGUGAACAUGGACGGGGCAGCCAUCUUCCAGUGUGUGGCCGCGGUGUUCAUUGCCCAGCUCAACAACAUUGAGCUCAAAGCAGGACAGAUUUUCACGAUUCUAGUGACAGCCACAGCAUCCAGUGUCGGCGCGGCCGGCGUGCCAGCUGGAGGGGUCCUCACCAUCGCCAUUAUCCUGGAGGCCAUCGGGCUGCCCACUCAUGACCUUUCUCUGAUCCUGGCUGUGGACUGGAUUGUGGACCGCACCACCACCGUGGUGAACGUGGAAGGGGACGCGCUGGGUGCGGGCAUUCUCCACCACCUCAAUCAGAAGACCAUGAAGAAAGGGGAGCAGGAGCUGAGCGAAGUGAAGGUGGAGGCCGUCCCCAACUGCAGAUCGGAGGAGGAGACGUCGCCCCUGGUGACGCACCAGAACCCCGCUGGCCCCGCAGUCAGCGCCCCCGAACUGGAAUCCAAGGAGUCGGUUCUGUGAGGGGGCUGGCUCCGGGCUGGCCCCCCCGGGCGGUAGCGCCCCGCCGUGGGAGGGCGGCUAGCCGGCGUGGGCACCGUGCUCACCGACUCUUAGCCCUAAGUGAUGCUUUGGCCCAGUCACCAGUUCGAGGAUUGCGUCUCCGUGCAGGCAUUGGGCUUCCCAGCAGGAACUGGUUCCCGGAGACCAGGACGCUCUGCCAUAUGGCUUGAUCCAUGUCCAGGUGCAACUGCGUGUGCUUCGGAAGCCCGUCCUGGAGCUGCGGUGUGGGCUCCCAGGGACCGGGUGGGUUAGCGCUUGGAACAACGCACAUGUGCCCUUCACUGCGCGCGGGGGCUUUCUGGGCAGACGUAGGGGGCUUACAGUCCUCUGUCACGCUGCCUCGUGAGCCAGAGUA